Messenger RNA from Lolium rigidum, 2899 nucleotides. RefSeq lists its product as uncharacterized. The coding region runs from base 136 to 2844 and encodes 902 amino acids. Gene Ontology annotation, biological process: protein phosphorylation. NCBI's taxonomy places the organism in Eukaryota, Viridiplantae, Streptophyta, Magnoliopsida, Poales, Poaceae. The transcript is spliced from 8 exons. The record is from RefSeq and is a predicted model, not a curated record. Gene Ontology annotation, molecular function: protein kinase activity; ATP binding.
UGUGUUCUUCUAUCAAUCAAUCGGAACUGCCACUGUUAACUUCUUUCUAUCGCUGAACAACAGAGCUGGUGAUCCAAAAAGCUUGAGAAAUUGGUGGAACUGAAUUCAGGGGUACACCAUUCCAUAUCCAACAAGAUGCCCAACAAUAGGAUUGAUGCUGCACAAUUUUUUCUGUCGCAAAAACUAAAGAGUGCCUUAUUGUGGUGUAUUUAUGCCUUUCAUUAUUAUCUAAUUAUAACACUCCAGCAAUUGGUAGCCUCACAAACGAUCCGCCGAUAUAGUAUUACACCAAGGGACCUAGAGUGCAUGCUAUGUGAUGAAACUGCAGAUCCAAUGGCCCUUCCGCUGUCGCUUUUGGAAGAAAUCACAGAUGGUUUCUCCGAUAAGCGGAAAAUUGGCGAAGGUGCAUUCGCGGUGGUUUAUAAGGGAAAGCUUGAGAAUAGGACUGUGGCAGUGAAGAGGAUGUCCAACACAUAUAUGUAUGAGAAGGAGUUCCGCCGAGAAGUUGAAUGUCUCAUGAUGGCGAAGCACAAAAAUGUAGUGCGGUUUCUGGGAUACUGUGCUGACACACAAGGUACCAUGGCAAGGCACGAAGCAAAAUUUGUCAUGGCGGAUGUACAACAAAGGUUGCUCUGCUUCGAGUAUCUUCCUAAAGGGAGUCUUCAUGACUAUAUCACGGAUACAUCUCGUGAACCUCGGUGGAGAAACUGCUAUCAAAUUAUCAUGGGAAUUUGUCAAGGGUUACAUUAUCUUCAUCAGAAAAAUAUUGUCCACUUUGAUCUAAAGCCUGCUAAUAUAUUAUUGGAUGAUAAUUUGGUGGCAAAAAUUGCUGAUUUCGGUCUAUCAAGGUGCUUUAUUGGUGAAACUGAAAGUCGGGUUAUCAGUAAGAUAGGUGGAACGCUUGGAUAUUUGGCACCAGAAUCAUUUAAUCUCCAUACCCAAGUCACAUACCAGCAUUCGUAUCGUCUUGAUAUCUACAGUCUUGGUGUAAUAAUCAUGGAGAUACUCACCAAAGAGGAGUAUCACGCUGUUGACAAUGUUGUUGAAAGUUGGAGCAACAUGUUGGAGAACUCACUGAGGGAUGGAGAGCUGGAACAGGUUCGAGUAUGUGCUAAGAUUGGAAUAGAGUGCACCAACUUAAAUCCCGCGAAGAGACCGGAUACACAACAUAUAAUUAAUAGACUGGAUGAGGCUGAACAUGCUCUGAAUGAACUGCAUCAAGGUAUGCCUAACUCACCAGGAGACACAAGCUUAAAGGAAAAUGACACUGCAUUUAGAGUGACAGGGACAAGUCCAUGUAACAGUAUUUGGGAAAAUACCACAAACCUUGACAAGUUGUAUGAAACCAUUCAUUGUCUUAAUCCGGACAUCAGGCGAUGUUUUGAAUUCUGCAGUAUUUUCCCUAGAGGAUCCAAGUUGAGAAGAGACGAGUUAGUUUGCCUGUGGAUAGCCGAAGAGUUUGUAAAGACCAGCUGUGCAACAGAGGACAUGGAAGACAUAGCGCAGGGGUACAUUCAAGAGUUAGUGUCGAGGUCAUUUCUGCAACCAAGCGGAACUAGUUAUGAUACUGAUUGUUUUACAAUUCAUGAUGUAAUGCAUGAUAUAUUAGACCAGGUUGCUGGAAAUUGCUUCAGAAUUGAGAAUCCAGUGAGCCAUAGAGGACAAGGUUGGGAAGGAGAUGUCCCUCGACAUACCCAACAUCUUUUUAUUCAGAAUUAUGAUGGAAAAUUGAUUACUGAGUCAAUCAUUGGGUUGGAAUAUUUACGCACUCUGAUUGUAUAUGUUGUUGGAAAGGACAAACCAAUUGAGGAAGAAGUCAUUGAGAGUAUAUGCAAGAGGCUGCCAAAAUUACGGGUAUUGGCCAUUGCUUUCAGCCAGAAACAUGAUCCAAUCAAGCACCGCACGAAGUUCUCAUUUCCAGAGUCCGUUGGUCAGCUGAAAUACCUACGCUAUCUUGCUUUCAGGACAAACAAGUCUGGCAAGAUAACUUUACCAAGCACACUAAAUAAACUUAAGCAUAUCCAGCACCUAGAUUUCGGUGAUGGACAUAUUUUGGAAGUAAACUUUGUCGAACUUGUGGACUUGCGACACAUAUUAUGCAGUGGAUUGUUGAAGCUUCCUUACGUAGGCAACCUGAUCCCACUCCAAACGUUACCAGGCUUCCGAGUGAGUAACGAACCAGGUUGUGAGUUGAAACAACUGAGAGACCUAAACAAGCUUCGAGGCAAACUACUGAUCAGAGGCCUUGAAAAUGUUAAAAGCAAGGAGGAAGCUCUUCAAGCCAAUCUAGCUGCCAAGCGACUCGCUCAACUGGUACUGCAAUGGGGUAAUCCUUAUUCCACAAGGUGCAGUCCAGAAGUUGAAGCAGGUGUACUUGAGGGGAUGUGCCCUCCCGUCGGGCUUCGAAUGCUGGAUCUCCAAAACUUCGAAGGCAGGAGGUACCCAGAUUGGAUGGUGGGUAAUCACAGCGGUGGCCCAAAGUACCUGCAAGAACUUCGCAUUGUGCAAUGCAGCCAACUGAUACCUGCUUCUGGACUUGCCGAGGCUUUCCCUCAUCUUCGUGUUCUCAAUCUUGUGAAAUGCAGCUGGGACGCCCUACCAGACAAUAUGGAUCACCUCACAUCGCUCGAGAAACUGGUGAUCUUUAGUUGCAUGAACAUCCAGUCUCUUCCAACACUGCCCCAGUCUCUGGAGGAGUUUACAGCUAGUUGGUGCAAUCACGAGUUCCUGGAAUCUUGUCAAACUGUGGGACACCCGAACUGGCAAAAGAUUGAGUACAUCCCCAAGAAAACGAUUCGCUUCACAAACCUCCUCGAGGGAUUGCUUGGCUGCGAUGUAAUGUGAAGGGCGUUCCGGGCCAUUGGUUUACGGAUGCUGAGCCAAAACCCCCAAACUGCUG